CCCUUCGAAUCAGAACCGCGCGCCUCAUUGGCUCGCGCGCACGCACGCACACCGGUCGCCCGCCCACGCACCCGCUUCCUUGGCAAAGCCUCGCUCCUCCCGGGUUUUCUCCACGCGCGGCUUCAAGCUCCCCUCGAUCGGUGCAGUUCGCAGCGGGCGGCCGGGACACGGCACUCCACACACACACACGCUUCAUAGAUUGCAGCUCGGCGCGUUGGAGGCAGGCAGGGAUGGAGCCGGUGGGCGGGGACGGCGGCGGCGGUGGAGGCCGCGGGCGCGGGCGCGGGAGGGGCGGAUGGAAGGGGAAGGGCGUGAGCGGCUCGGGCUCCGCCGCCGCGGGGAGGCAGCUGGCGCCAGUUUUAGAAGACGCGCCGGCGGCCGCAUUGCUCCGGCCCCUGAAGAAGAUCCGCAGCCCGGAUCGCCGCCUCAACCGCUCCCUGUCCUCGCUCUCGUCGGCUCCGCCUUCCCCUGACUCGUCCUCUGUUUCCAACCCCUUGUCGCCGCAAUCGACGCGACACAUAUUUCCGUUCGCGUACGAUCAGGCUCCGGCGGCAUCCACGGCAGCGGCGGCGGCGGCGUCCACAGCCGGGUCGCCAAGGCUCCUGCCGCUGCUGCAAUACUCCAGCGUGUUCCAGCAGCCUCUGCCACCGCAGCCGCAGCAGCAUCAGCAUCAGCAGAUAAUUUCGUUCGGAAGCAGCGAGCUGCCGCAGCAACAGUUCGGGGCGGCGGCGGCGGCUCCUCUGUUCCCGCCGCAUCUCCUGGCGCCGGAGGUGCAGCAGCAAAUGCUGCUGCGCUACUGGAGCGAGGCGCUGAACCUGAGCCCCCGCGGGUUCCGCGGCGGCGGGGCCGUGCCGCCGGCGCUGUACCAGCAGCUGUUGAUGCGCGCGUCGGGCCCGCCCACCAAGCUCUACCGCGGCGUGCGGCAGCGCCACUGGGGCAAGUGGGUGGCGGAGAUCCGCCUCCCGCGGAACCGCACGCGCCUGUGGCUCGGCACCUUCGACACCGCCGAGGACGCCGCCAUGGCGUACGACCGCGAGGCCUUCAAGCUCCGCGGCGAGAACGCCAAGCUCAACUUCCCCGACCUGUUCCUCGGCAAGGGCCGCGUCGGCGGGAGUGGGCGCACCAGCGCCAGCGCGGCGGCGUCGUGCUCCUCCUCUUCCUCGUCUGCUCCGCCGACGCCCGACGAGAAUCACACGAAGCAAGCUCAGCAGCAGCAUGACGGUGGACAGCAGCCGUGCAACAGCGAAGCGAAGCCUCUGCUCCCGGAAACAGAGCAGGCCAAGAGCUCGGAACCCGAGCCAAAUCCUCAGCUCCAGUCGGCCGAUCACCAAGGCGGUGACGGCAACACGGUCAUGUUCCAGCCGUCGUCGGUGGCGUCGGGCGGCGUGUGGGGUCCGGCCGACGAGGCGUGGUUCAGCGCCUGGGGCCCGGGCAGCUCCGUGUGGGACUACGACAUGGACAACGCCCACGGCCUCUUCCUCCAGUCUCGCUUCGCCAGUGAGGCGACCAGCAUGGACUACGUGUCCAGCACGCCGGAAGCCCCGGCGGCACCGGUAGCAGGGACCGCCAUGGCCUCUGCUGCCUCCCUUCCUCCUCCUCCUCCUCCCCGCAGUCCAACCUACAUGUGGAAGGACUGAGCAUCGCACACGAUCUUCACGCGCAGGAAGUAUCCAGGAUGCGCACAGGUUGCAGGUUUUAAGAGUCAGCUUGUGGCAUCUGGCAGUACGAUCACCAUUGAUCACAAAGCAGGAGCAUCUGAAGGACCACCAUUUUAUCUGGACCUUUCCUCCCACUGACCUCUUUUUCCUCCUGAUGAAACACCAUAAGGAAUCCCAGCUGGAUUUUUGAGGCUGGGGACAAGGAUGGCCUCUAUUUCAACCGCCAUCCUUGCUGAUAUUUCCAUGAUGAUUUCAUGAGUAUUACAACAUGAUCUUUAGGUAUUUCUAGCAUGUUUCCUUGCUGCAUGAUUUGUAGUUGCAUAGCGGCAUGAAGUAGUGUUCUGUCUUUAGGGAUCCCUAAAAGGCUUGGGAGAGGAGACGAGUUUUAUGCUCUCCUCUGCUCUUAGCUGAGCUUUACUAUGGCUUUAUGUUUUUCUGCACGUACUGCAUUGUACUAGUACUGUAGUACAAAUUUGAGAGCCAGUGUGUGCGCGUGUUUGUGUACCUUGGAUUUGGAAUAUAUGCAUGUAUGUCAUUGGCAAAACUACCUUUUAUGUAGUGUCAGUUUCAUGUUUAA
This is a messenger RNA of Sorghum bicolor (sorghum), 2235 nucleotides long. Its product is annotated as ethylene-responsive transcription factor ERF053. Gene Ontology annotation, molecular function: DNA-binding transcription factor activity; DNA binding. The transcript has a single exon. The coding region runs from base 231 to 1637 and encodes 468 amino acids. The record is from RefSeq and is a predicted model, not a curated record. NCBI's taxonomy places the organism in Eukaryota, Viridiplantae, Streptophyta, Magnoliopsida, Poales, Poaceae. Gene Ontology annotation, biological process: regulation of DNA-templated transcription.